AUGAGUCUCAAUUGCCUUACCUGUGGCCAUAUCCUUAAAAGAGAUAACUCCGAUAGAGAGAAUAAUUUUCUUGAAAUAGAAAAAUCUUAUACUAAAAAAACAAGAUUAUAUGUUGAUAGAAGUUGGUCAGGGAAUAUAGCUCCACCGCAAUCCAAAGGUGGCGGUGGUGGUGUCGUGGUGGAUAACACUAAACCGGAAUUCCGCCGGGCCAAUAGUGCGGGAAAUGUUGGACCAAGAUUGUUAAGGAGCAGUGGAAUGAGAAGAGAUUGGCGUUUGGAAGAGUUGAUUGGACAACAAGAAAAUGGAGUUAGAUGUAAUGGAUAA
This is a messenger RNA of Lathyrus sativus (Indian pea), 324 nucleotides long. The record is from the annotation of a GenBank genome assembly. Lineage: Eukaryota; Viridiplantae; Streptophyta; Magnoliopsida; Fabales; Fabaceae.